Paraglomus brasilianum is the source of this 580-nucleotide messenger RNA. NCBI's taxonomy places the organism in Eukaryota, Fungi, Glomeromycota, Glomeromycetes, Paraglomerales, Paraglomeraceae. The record is from the annotation of a GenBank genome assembly.
UGAAAGAGUGGCUAGCCGUAAACUCAAGGAUUUCAACUGGAACGCAGAGGUAGCCAUAGACUCCUUCUUUAAUGAUCAGCCAGUCGUUCAGAGAGGAUAUGCAGCUGCACCCGCGCCUUCAGGCGUUGAUGUUUAUAGGCUUAACCAGAUAUUCCAAAAAUAUAAAGACAAAGACGAUGAUGCUAUUCUAGCCGACGGAAUACUUGACAAACUCGUAUAUCAACUUAACCUGGACUUUGAGAAGCUGGAGCAUCCAUUCAUGAGACUCGACUACAAGGAUGCGAUUCAGUAUCUCACAAAAGAUGAUGGAACAUUCUAUGAAUUCGGAGAAGAUAUCCCGGAAGCACCUGAACGAGCAAUGAUUGAUAGAAUUGGAAAGCCCGUGUUCUUGUGUCGAUUCCCCGCCGACAUAAAGGCAUUUUACAUGAAGAAAUGUGUUGACGAUUGUCGUGUUACGGAGAGUGUUGACAUUAAUUUCAUAAAAGUAGUACUUACUUUCUCCAUAGAUAUACAAUUAGAAUAUAUGAGAGAGUAUAAGAUAGAUAAUUAUGGUUCUCGUGAUCUGGUAUUUUUCAUGUAA